CUAUCUAUUCACAAGGUCAGCCGCAUUGUUCUCAGCUGUUAUAGUGAUUGUGUUUGUAAAUGCGAAGGUAAAUAUUUGUGAUCAAUGACACAAGGCCAAAAGAAUUUUCCCACGACGGAGGCCAUAAAACGUGGAUCCUUGGCACACGACCGCCACACGCAGCUCCAGCUCAAUCAGUACACAACUCACAAGUUCACUCAAAUUUAAUCGAUAUACAAUAUGGCGACUACGAACUACUGUAACCAACAAUCUGACUACGUCAGCAAAAUUCUGACCGAAAAACGAAAGGUAAGCCCUGUGCUGUUACGGUUCACUAAGUGAAAACUCUUUUUUAAAAUCAAAAUAUUGUUAUUAUUUACCUUGAUUUAUAUUCUCCAUCGUAGAAGGGUAUUAAUCGGCAGUUUCAUUGUUUUUCAGGCAAAAAAACCACUCAUGGAAAAGAUGAGACGAGCACGCAUUAAUGACAGCCUCAAUGAACUGAAAUCCCUUAUAUUAGAGGCGCUCAAUAAGGAUGUACGUAGUAUUAACAUCAAUGUUGUAGGAGAAUUUUUGUAAUAAUGAGGAGAAUUAACCAAGGCAGGUUGUGAUUUGAGAAUAUUUAUUAACAAUUAUUUUUCCAUGUAACAUUUAGGCUUCAAGAUAUUCCAAGAUGGAGAAAGCUGACGUGUUGGAAAUGACAGUGCACUAUUUGCGAGAAUUAAAAAGAAGAGAACAUCAAGGUAUUAUAAGAAAAAACAAUGUUAUCAGUUUGAUGAUAUUUAUUAUUUCACUAAUCCACACGUAUCACAAAUGUUUCAAAAAUUUAUAUCAACUAGGCGUUUAUAAUACAUAGGCAAUAUUUGGCCAAAAGAGAACCACGCCACUCGUUUUUUUUUUUUUUUUUUUUUUUACCAUAGCGAAGCAGUUAGCUUCCAAACUGUACGACCAAUUUAUCGCGGAGUUCACAGCACUGAAUCAGUUCAACAAUCGAUAGCUGCAGGACCUUUGCGUGGGGGGUCAAACAAUUACACGUUUAAUUCCGUCUAUUGAGUCAGUCAUGAGUAUGACAGACUAACAAAGUUUUAAAAUCUCGUAUUGACCUCAGCAAGUGAAUAACGACAUUUAUUCCACCAUAAACUAAUUGACACGCUGUUUUAUUUCAGACUUUUCCAGUAGCUCAGAAUGCAGAGCAAGCUAUGUGCAAUGUGCCUCUCAACUCACCAGAAAAAUGACGUCACCUGAAACUUGCGAGCAGCUUCAGGCAAACUUCUUAGCACAACUCGCAUCUCGUUGCCUGGGCAACAAAGCAAGCACAACCGUAACUUCUGUACCUUUGUUCAAUCCAGAAUCUCUGCAGUACAUGACACCUUUACAGCCUGUUAUGAUUCCGUUUCCGUCUCCUCCUCCUUCACCGCUUCAUGCAUCACCCAUGUUGCCCGCAUCGACAAGUCUGACACGAGAUAUGGUAUCCUUAUCUCCCAAUACGUCAAGAAAUAAUGUAUUUAUGUCAUCGCACGAAACCAAACUUAGCACACCUGGGUCAAGCUCGGCGCUUUGGAGACCGUGGUAGAAAUGAAAUAUCACU
This is a messenger RNA of Porites evermanni, 1564 nucleotides long. The record is from the annotation of a GenBank genome assembly. NCBI's taxonomy places the organism in Eukaryota, Metazoa, Cnidaria, Anthozoa, Scleractinia, Poritidae.